AUGAGAGUCACACAGUACCACGUUCUUGUCUUGUCGUUCUCCUUGCUCCAAGCAAUUGCAGAGGAUGUACCAAUCCCCCGGGAACUGAUCGAGAGACUCUCCAACAGCGAAAUCCGCAGCAUCAGCGACCUCCAGCGGCUUCUGGAGAUAGACUCCGUAGGUAAAGCCCGCGGUCUUGUUUUGACUGGUGCAGAAAAUGAGGUCAUUCAGGAGACCAAGAGGAGGUACCAUAAGGACCAUCUCUACAGCCACACUGACCUGAAGAGCCCUCAGACGCACUCCAGACGCAAGAGGAGCAUAGAGGAGGCAGUUCCUGCUGGGUGUAAGACCCGCACAGUGAUCUACGAAAUCCCCCGCAGCCAAGUGGAUCCCACUUCUGCUAACUUUCUGAUCUGGCCUCCGUGCGUGGAGGUCAAACGCUGCACGGGAUGCUGCAACACUGGCAACAUGUGCUGCCAUGCGUCCCGCAAACACCACCGGACUGUGAAGGUGGCUAAGGUGGAGUAUGUUCGCAGAAAGCCUAAAUUGCGGGAGGUGCAGGUGAGGCUGGAGGAUCACCUGGAGUGUGUGUGUUCGUCGAAGCACCACGCUGAUUUACACUUACAUUCAGACACAGAUGUGAGGUGAGUGAAUUUGGACAUGGGGCAUACAGAGGUAUGGAUGGAUGCCAUUCGCUGCUUUGGCUUCCACUGUAUCCUAC
This is a messenger RNA of Chanos chanos (milkfish), 700 nucleotides long. RefSeq names its product platelet-derived growth factor alpha polypeptide a (gene pdgfaa). The record is from RefSeq and is a predicted model, not a curated record. Gene Ontology annotation, molecular function: growth factor activity; platelet-derived growth factor receptor binding. Gene Ontology annotation, biological process: positive regulation of protein autophosphorylation; positive regulation of cell migration; positive regulation of ERK1 and ERK2 cascade. The coding region runs from base 1 to 627 and encodes 208 amino acids. The transcript has 6 exons. Lineage: Eukaryota; Metazoa; Chordata; Actinopteri; Gonorynchiformes; Chanidae. Gene Ontology annotation, cellular component: membrane.